Homarus americanus (American lobster) is the source of this 1149-nucleotide messenger RNA. RefSeq lists its product as uncharacterized. The transcript has 5 exons. The record is from RefSeq and is a predicted model, not a curated record. Bases 225 to 905 code for a protein of 226 amino acids. Lineage: Eukaryota; Metazoa; Arthropoda; Malacostraca; Decapoda; Nephropidae.
CCCCACUCUUCCCUCCCUCCUUACUCUGCCUCCUCCCUCCUACGUCAAUUCCACUCCCCUGGACCGUGACCGUCACUAGCGCCACCUCACGACCAUCACCACAACCAGCCACUGAUCAGUUCGUCUUCGUCGUGUGAACUACAAGACGUGUUGAUCGUCUCCAGAAGCUCGGUGAUACACCAGGUAACUCGUCCCCUCGUCGUACAGAGUGAAGGAACGUGACCAUGGAGGGGCUGGGACAGGUGCCGGAGGAUAUGAUCUUCUCCUUCUCCGACCUGACGCAGAUUAUGGUGGACAGGGUGACCAACUCCCUCAGACAGUCACAACCUGCAGGAGAUCCCAGAUUCAUCAUCCCCUUCUUCAGUAGUUCCGGAGGUUGUAACGAUGCCUUCUCCGGGUUCGGGUUUUUGGCCUUCCUGCUGGCGCUACUUGACCUCAUCCUGGAGCUACAGAAUAAUACAGGCACCAGGAGGAGGCGGGAGGCAGGGGACUGGAGCGGCGGCGAGGACCUCUUGUCUCUACACCUGGAGGACCCCAGGAGCCACAGGGCGGCGGCGGCGUGCUACAGUAUGUACCGGGGAUUCCUCAACGCCCUGUCCACUACUGACGGGGACUGUGCCAAGAGGUUCCUAUGUGAGGGGGCAGAGGAAGCGGCCUCCACGGGUAAACUCGGCCAGAUGAUCGCUAAUGUUGCCAGUGUCAACGCAGCGACGUGGUUGACGAGGGAGAACGCCACCCGGUACAAGGGCACGGCGGACGCUGGCCUGGCUGGGGCGGCGGGUGCGAUAUGUGCCGUGAGGUUCUCCCAAUGCUUCAGUCUCCCCUCCAACUACCAGUACCCCAUAGUGUAUACCGGCGACCCUCUCACUGACUACCGGACUCCAGGCAUCCACGAUGACCUCUGACUCCCUCCUGCUAUGACCUACCCUAUCCCCUGUCCCUCUGCUAUGACCUCUGACCUCUUGCCAUUAUUUACCCUGACCUUUUACCCUCUAUAACCUCUGACACGCAUCAACCUCCCAGAACGAACAUUUAAUCUACACAAGUUCGCCAAUCUUAUCACACACACGUUACACAUAGUAAUAUUUUAUGUAUAACAGAAACACAAAAUAUAAAUUGUGAAUUAUUUAUGAAUCAAUAGUAAUAAAC